Messenger RNA from Varanus komodoensis (Komodo dragon), 1832 nucleotides. It is a transcript of the gene GOLGA7, whose product is annotated as golgin A7. Gene Ontology annotation, cellular component: palmitoyltransferase complex; Golgi stack. The transcript has 6 exons. Gene Ontology annotation, biological process: Golgi to plasma membrane protein transport; protein targeting to membrane; peptidyl-L-cysteine S-palmitoylation. Bases 92 to 505 code for a protein of 137 amino acids. The record is from RefSeq and is a predicted model, not a curated record. Lineage: Eukaryota; Metazoa; Chordata; Lepidosauria; Squamata; Varanidae.
AUCGCGACAGAAGCUGGAAGAGGAGGAGGAAGAAGCGGCCGCGGCGGCGGAGGGGCUCCGGCUCUGCCCAGUUGGCCGUUCAAGCUGCGAGAUGAGGCCGCAGCAGCCUCCUGUGGCCAGCAAGGUCUUCAUCCAGCGGGACUACAGCAGUGGUACCAAGUGCCAGUUCCAGACCAAGUUCCCUCCAGAGCUGGAGAACCGGGUCGACAGGCAGCAGUUUGAAGAAACCGUGCGGACGCUCAACAAUCUCUAUGCCGAAGCAGAAAAGCUCGGGAGCCAGUCGUACCUCGAAGGGUGUCUGGCCUGCUUGACCGCCUACACUAUUUUCCUGUGCAUGGAGACACACUAUGAGAAGGUUCUGAAGAAAAUUGCCAAGUACAUUCAGGAGCAGAAUGAGAAGAUAUAUGCCCCGCAGGGCCUCCUGCUGACGGAUCCCAUCGAGAGAGGGCUGAGAGUUAUUGAAAUUACGAUUUAUGAAGACAGAGGCGUGAGCAGCGGAAGAUAAACCCCUAAUAUCCAAGGGUCCACCGUGUUUCUCCCAGCAAACGCCCCGACUUCCCCUGUCGUAGCCUCAUUCUUUCCUGCUGUCGCCAACUUCACAGUGCCAUCGACCAUAAGGACAGAUUCUCGAAAUCCUCCUCUCCCUCCGUGGGAAAACCCUGGGAGCUGGCCAGCAUCCAUUUUGUGUCCCUCUCUGAGCCUGAAAAGGUACCUUGUCCAGGUAGCUACUUCCUAAGGUGAAGCUGAACUGCUGUAGACAUUGGGUAUGAGACCAGCCAGAAGACACCUGAGAGCGACCUGGCUCCCUCCACAGGGCCUGGCUUUUUACCGGCUUGUCAGAAAGAAAUCUGCCCUGUGGCCAAGGAAGCAAUGUUUCUGAAAAUGAAGGCCAAGUACACGAAGAGGGAUGUGGUGUCCUUCUGUCUACCAAGAAGAGACUCAAAACAAAUACCAUCUGGAGCUGAAGGUGCCCUCGGCAACAAGAAAGCAUGGAGCGGGCUGCAGUGUUUGAUGCUCAGCCCGGAGCUGGCAGAAUCUUUGACAUACGGAGCCUCUGGUUCUUGGUGUUGUUUCAAGAAAGCCAGACGGUAAACCGCUUGUUUUGUUAAAUGUCAGGAAGUGUGGCAGACAAAAUGUGUGCUGAACCAGUAAAUGUUCCCAUCCCUGCUCUCUGCCCCUUUUAAGUGUUGAAUAUGUGAACUAGAUGAUAAAUGGCUUUCCCAGUGUGUUAGAAGUUAAACGUUUUAGGGCCAGGCAGUCACUUGACUAGAAAUGGUGUUUUGACGGUGCUUUCUCUGUCCUCUCACAAAGUGCAUCUCUGCAGCCAUAGUACUUCCACUUGCAUUCAACAUUCCUCCAGCAAUGCUUGCAAAAAUAUAUGGAACCUUUAAUCUUCUGAAUUGAUACCUUCUGCUGAAUCAGAUGUCUAAUUCCCUCUCCUUUAAUCAAAGCGAUCCUUUCGGUAUGUAAGAUGAGUAGAAGCUAGCAGAGGAACUCAGGUGCUGGGUGGUCACCAUCUCCUUAUGCCCGGGAAUGCAGGGUUUUGCCAAACAAGGCCACAUACAAAAUAAGAGGAGUGUUUUGACUUUUUUUGAAUGACACAAGAGAUGCCAAAAGCAGAUCACAGUUUCCAGAUGGGUAAUUCUUCGAUUCCUGCUCCUUGCUGGUUUCUUUAUCCUUCCCUCUGAGUCUGGUUAAUAUUUUAAGUGUAUAAACUCCAGAUUUUUUCUAAUCUGUAACAGUGUUUUGCCUUUUGCACCCGUUACAAUCAGUUUUCAGAAAUAUUAAUGGAUUAGUAAUUUUUUUCUUAAAUAAAUUGUUAUUUACUAGCA